AGCUGCCUGUGCUACGGCCGCUCGCUGCGGGGCGAGUUCGUGCACGACGACGUGUGGGCGAUCGCGAACAACCCCGACGUGCGGCCCGGCGCCCCGCUCCACUGGGGCAUCUUCGCCAACGACUUCUGGGGCAAGGGCCUGGCCGAGAACACCAGCCACAAGUCCUACCGGCCGCUCUGCGUCCUCACCUUCAAGCUAAACAUAUUUUUGACUGGCAUGAACCCAUUCUACUUUCAUGCAGUGAAUGUAAUAUUACACUGCCUAGUGACUCUUGUGCUGAUGUACACCUGUGAUAAAACCGUCUUCAAGAAUCGUGGACUUGCUUUUGUUACAGCAUUACUUUUUGCGGUGCAUCCUAUUCACACUGAAGCAGUGGCUGGGAUUGUUGGCAGAGCUGACGUGUUAGCGUGUCUGCUGUUUCUGUUGGCCUUUCUCUCCUACAAUAGGAGUCUGGGUAAGGGCUGUGUCGGGGAAUGCUUCCCUCCCACGGCUUCUCCCUUCUUCUUGCUGCUCAGUUUGCUUCUGGGGACCUGUGCAAUGCUGGUGAAAGAGACAGGCGUCACCGUGUUUGGAGUGUGCUUGGUUUAUGACCUCUUUUCCCUCUCCCACAAGCAAGAUAAGUCGAGCAACGGGGUCAUCCAUCAGCGCAGCCCGCAGCAGCCUGGGAGCCCCCAGCCCUCCUCACCGCCUGCCCACCCUCACCGGGAGAAUGGGAAGCAGCAGCGGUUCCCUCACAAAGGAACUUGGGGUGGCUGCCACCCUCCACUACCACCAGAACCCAAGAGCAGUGGGUUACCGGCAACCCCGCGAGCUGUGUGGUCCCUGAUGAGGUAUUUGACAGCAAGCAGCAAUAGAAAUUUCCUGCUUACCAUGAGACCAUUUUUUAAAAGAGCCGUAUUGGUCAUAAGUUAUGUGAUUGUCAUUUUGUACUUUCGUCUGUGGAUAAUGGGAGGAUCUAUGCCCCUCUUUUCAGAGCAGGAUAAUCCAGCCUCAUUUUCGCCUUACAUUCUUACAAGAUUCCUUACCUAUUCCUACCUCUUGGCCUUCAAUGUGUGGCUUCUGCUUGCACCUGUUACCCUGUGCUACGACUGGCAGGUCGGUAGUAUUCCUCUGGUAGAGACCAUAUGGGACAUGCGGAACCUAGCCACCAUCCUUCUGGCAGUUGUGAUGGCCUUAUUGAGCCUGCACUGCUUAGCAGCUUUUAAGAGACUGGAGCACAAGGAAGUUUUAGUGGGCAUGUUGUUCCUGGUGUUCCCGUUCAUUCCAGCCAGCAAUCUCUUCUUCAGGGUGGGUUUUGUGGUGGCGGAGAGAGUCCUUUACAUGCCUAGCAUGGGCUACUGCAUCCUUGUCGUGCAUGGAUUGAACAAGCUCUGCACGUGGCUGAAUCGAUGUGGGGCCACAACCCUGAUUGUGUCCACUGUGCUACUGCUGCUGCUUUUCUCCUGGAAAACUGUGAAACAGAAUGAAAUUUGGCUGUCAAGAGAGUCCCUGUUCAGGUAG
This is a messenger RNA of Carlito syrichta (Philippine tarsier), 1500 nucleotides long. Its product is annotated as transmembrane and TPR repeat-containing protein 1. The coding region runs from base 217 to 1500 and encodes 427 amino acids. Lineage: Eukaryota; Metazoa; Chordata; Mammalia; Primates; Tarsiidae. Gene Ontology annotation, molecular function: mannosyltransferase activity. Gene Ontology annotation, biological process: protein O-linked glycosylation via mannose. The record is from RefSeq and is a predicted model, not a curated record. The transcript has 10 exons.